CUCUCUCGGUCAGGAGGACGUUAGUGGGACGUUUCUCUCCCUCUCUCCAUGUGAUUCAGUCGCUUCUUCCCAUCAUCGACAACAGCUUCACCCUCCGUAAACCACCACCCUCUACUCCUCCUCUUCCUCUCUACGUGUGUUGGAGAGAGUGUGCAGGAAGACGAAGCACCAGCUACCAGCACCACCACCAAGGACGUCCCCUCUUCUUUUCCCAGCCCCUGGAGCCGGAGAUGCAAGGGACGAGCAGUUAGAUUGUCGUGCUGCUGUUGCUGCUGCUGCAGGAGAACUUGGUUUUGGAGGCUGUGCUGCAGCUCUGCUUUCUCAUUCCUGCGAAGUGUGUGACAAGGAUUUCAGCCAGUCGCCGGACGGAGAUCUGGCAACAAAGGACUUCAACUUUUCCGUAUCAAUUGAAUGUAACAUCGUUCAGCUAAAGAAGGCAGGGAAUUAAAAGCCAUCAUCAUGAAUUUCGUUAUGAAACAAGCAUUGGGAGGGGCCACCAAAGACAUGGGCAAGAUGCUUGGUGGGGAGGAGGAGAAGGAUCCCGAUGCUCAGAAAAAAGAGGAAGAAAGACAAGAGGCGCUGAGGCAACAGGAGGAGGAGAGGAAGGCGAAAUAUGCAAAAAUGGAGGCAGAGAGAGAAAACAUCCGACAGGGCAUCAGGGAUAAGUACGGCAUCAAGAAGAAGGAGGAGAAGGAAGCCGAGGCGGCGGCUGCGAUGGAGCAGGCCUCCGAGGGCAGCCUCACCCGUCCCAAGAAGGCCGUUCCCACCGGCUGCGGCGACGAGGAGGAAGAGGAGAGCAUCGUUGACACGGUCAUGAAGUUCAUCCCGGCCCCGCUCAUGGAUAUGUUCAAUAAAAAGUAACAGUGUUUAUGGGUGUAAUAUGACAAACUUCUUACAAUGUUCAUCUAACUAAGACUAAUGCUGUCCGACCCCACCCCCGCCCAAACCUGCAGUCACACUUUUCUUCACCCCAACCCUCACCUUCAAACCCUCCAACCCAACUUCUGAGUGUCCUGCAUGUGAGCGAUGUGCCAUGAUUCUGCCUCUGAUUCAAGAUUCCUGAUCCUUGAUGGUGAUACGUACUUUUUAAUCUCUUAUACAGAGAAUAUCCUGUGAUUUUAACUGUUUUAAAGAAUAUGUAACACCCUCAAAGAUCUGUACUUCAAGGCAAAUCUAGUGCCAUGCUCUCCAGGCCAGAAAUCACCCAUCAUCCACCCUUUUUUGUUUGUAAAUAGCCUCGGGUUACAAAAAAGAGAACUAUAUAAAGUGAAAUGUGACAUAUAACAAGAUGACUAAGAGUAUAAGCCAUAUUUUUAACUUUUAAGAAAUUAUCCAAAUCAUAUCAGAAUUUAAUUGAAUUUUCCUGUUCUGUUCUUGCUAAUAUUUGAUACAUACGGUGUAUAUAAAUACAUUUUUAUCAGUUCUCCGUUGUGAGGAUUCACCCCAUUAACUGUCCCUCAUGUUUUUAUGAGUUUAUUGUGAAUGUGUAAUCUGAGCGCUGGUCAAAACAUCCUCUGUAAACCAGGAAGUGAAGGAAAUAAUUUGAAAUGACACUUUUCUUCCUUUUUUUAAGCAUGCAGUAAACUUUUGUGAAGUGAUUUACACGUAUGGAAACCAUUUCAUUUGUUACGAUGAAGCAAAAUAUAUUGAUAUUUGAGGCAAUAACUGGUUUUCCAUUUUUAUUUGAACGACAUCUCGUCCAUUAUGUACAGUAGGUGUCUGAAAUGUUCUUCCAUUGGGGAAACUCUAAAUGUUCUCCGUAAAUGAAGUUUGUUUCAAACGAUGAAAAUCUUGUUAAAAAAGUUUCAUGUUUGUGGUUCGAACAUUGAGUUUUAUGUCUUGCGGCAGAUGCUGUAGGCUCUGCCUCUGCAGCAGGACUCCUAAAUUUUUAGACCAGGCUAGUAAAUUUAUUUCUUUUUGCAUUUCCAUCACUUUUUUGUAGGAACAAGAAACUUCACAAACACAACUAUGUUGUGAACACGAUACGUGUAAACAGACAGUGACAAUAGUGCAAUAUUGUUCCAAAAUGAAGUUGUCCUGUGUCCGUUGGUUUAACUGAUGGGAGUAAAGUCCCAAAUCAGCAAUAACAGACAAUCUUCAUUGUUAUGUGUUUAAACUUACUCCUUAAUGUGUUAGUUAAUGUAAAAGGCACGGCCGUGUCUGCAUAGUAACAGUGAUGCCUUCGGCUUAUUUGAUUAAAAAGAGAAAAGGGGGAAGGUGGGACCAUUUGUUUCGUGUCUUAAACAAUGUUCAGUCACAUGAAACAGAACGAUGAGCACAACCAGCUCGAAAACACAAAACUUAAAGCAGAGAUUAAAUAAAUGGGGACUUUUUUUUUUUUUUUUUUUUUAAAGGCUGAUCAAGAGAAAAUGUUUACGCGCUCUCUCGAGAGUUCAGUCUGCUCUGUUGGUUCAUGCAGUUGCACAAUUUACAAAAAAAAAAAAGAGUUGUACAAGGACAAAAUCGAACAUUUCUCCAUAUGCCUUGUUUUUUUUAUUUCUUCGGCAUUCCUCAAUGUCUCGUUCAAACAUUCCAGAUAUUUCCGACAUUCCAACCGACUUGUGCUGGUGACACACAAACUUACAGUUGACGCCUGUUAGCCUGCGAAUGCAUCACAAAAAAACAUAAAAUCGGACACUGUUACAGCUUAAAAAAGGAAAUGAACUCGGGUGAUUCCUGGCUACAUACAGAGUAAUAUUAGCUGCCAUGUAGAGAAGAAAAUCCCACAUAAAGCUUAAGGGAAUGUGCUUUAGCAGAGAUCAGUUAAAUCUUGUGAUGACUCGUUUCGUGGACAGUAGCCGUAGGCGUGAUUACAGUUUCCUAAAGCUUCUUUUCCACAUUGCCACUCUUUCUAUUCAGCUAGCUUGACAUCAAAGCGACUCUAAUUCUAAACUUGUGCAUUCCUGUGGCAUAGAAAAUGGAAAUUUAGCUUUUAUAAGCGCUUUGUGAGCUCUGUAAUCAUGUUGAAUAUCUUACAAAUACAUCUACGUCACCUAUAGAGCACAUUUAUUGAACUUUCUGCGGUGUUAUCGUACUCUGUAAACUGCCUUUGCCAGCCUCUGUGUUAGCAGAUAGUUAGCAAACCGAUAGUUGUUUACAUGCAUUUACACAACUCAAACCAUUUUCAGAGCAGUUAUCCAGUCAAACCAAAGAAUAGAGCUGGUAGAAGUAGAUACGAUUUUACAUCUGAUUUAUUUACAGCAUAUCUGGUUUAUUUUGAAUUUCUCAGGUAUUUUAGCUUUAAGUUUUACUAGAACCAUAUCUAGCCUCCUUUUAGCAUAAUUAGCCUUCUCCGCUAACUAGUAGUUCCUUUCUCCAGGGGCCUGCAAACCUACACCAAUCUUGAUUUUGACUCGUUCAUCUCCUAUUUAGCCCCAGAAUAUUCCAGAAGCUGCACUUACUGCCCAGUCAAUACAUAUUUAACACUUUCCUAGUGACAAAACCUUAGCUGAAUCAAUGUGCAGAUCUUCAGGCUACCAGUGACCCUUUGUAACCUGGUUAGCCUUGAAACCAGAUCACCCUUUCCAUCUCAUUCAUCAACGCCAUCAUAAAUCCAUUCACCAUCAUCUUGUAAAUGCGAAUUGAUUGCGCUCUAAAUGGCUUAUAGACCACUGCCCAAACAAACUGCCCAAGUCAUGCGUAAUCAAUAUUUAGCCGACUCCAGUCCACUUGGAGGUCGCUCAUUUGUGCCGCUCAUACAGCCAUUACUAUGAUUAAGAAACUGCCUGAAAAAUAUGCCAUUAAAAAAUACUCCUUUGAUGUGACUUGAAUGUAACUGUCUAAUGUUUCUCUCCUUGCAUCUGUCUUUCUCUGUUUUGUACGUGCUGAGAAGAUGCUUACUCUUGUGUGGUAUUUCCUUUAUUGUCUGUAGCCGGUCCUGUUUCUGUCCUCUGGUGGUUGGUAUUUUGAGAAAAAAAAAAAAAAAGUUAAUUUGGUGAAUUUUUUGUACUGCAGAAUCUUCUCACCCUUCUCCCUCCUUCUCUCUCUCUAUCUCCCUGUUUGUUGACAAAAUGUAUGCAUGCUUAUGGUGUGCGAUGUAGGCAAGGUUGUUGAUAAAAUCGUUACGUGUCUUCUGUGUUUCACCUGUUAGCCUCACUGCAUGCCAUUUUAGACAGAUGUUUCAGUCUGUAACUUUCCUGCAAAAAUGGAAUCACCGCACACUCUGAGAAUAAAGUGAUUUCAUAGAAUUUUUCAUCGUCUUGUGUUUCUGCAUUCGAACAGCGCUGUGGCAGGCCUCGGGCUGCUGAUUCCUCUUUAUAAAAGACGAAAACAAUAAUGGAAGAUGUGGUAGUGACACAAGCUGUUUCCACAUGCACUCCUGAAAAUUCCUAGAGAGGUUUUGACAGCCUGUCCUUGAUAUCCCGAUGCUUUUUCUUACGUGUGCUACACGUGUGCUGUGGUUGCAUUGUAAUAAUUUACGGAAAAAGGAGUCAUUUCUUGUUUUCAAAAAAGUUUUGAUAACUGCUCUGCACAGGAAUCCACAAAUCUACUAAAAAUACUGUAGCAUAUAUGCCAGGUCAGUUGUUUGCAGUGUGGAUUUGUGUUAAAGGGACAUUCCUGUAUUUUUGAGGUUGUGUUGUAUGAGGCACCUGACAUUAGUGGAGACAUAGCUUCCAGAGAUUUCAGAGCAUUGCCUCUUUAAACAGGACACCCCUGAGGUCCUUGUUAGGUUUGGUUUGGAAAUCCUAAAAUUAAGGUUCAAUGAAAGAGUAUCUGUACUGGCCUCCCCGUUUCCUUAGUCCUGAUCUGGGGCCUGAUUACUACUCCCAACGAUCAGAGGGGUGAGCCUUAAUUCAAGGGUUGUCAAAACUGAUCAUCCAUCCUUAUAAUCCUCAACAUGUGUGGUGUCAGUUUGAUUAUCUUGCUGCUCCUGUUAAAGUCUGAGCCUGCCUAAUCUUGUCAAUUUGUUAUGUCAAUUCUAGAUGAGACUGCCACUAAUGUAAUACCUGCAAUGGCAAAUGAGAAGAAAACUGAAUUGAAUUGAAAUUCAAUUAUGGGGGCUGGAUAGCUUAGUGGGUAUCACUGACUUCGGUAUGGGAGAAUGAUGGUUCAAAUCUCAGUCCAUGCAUGGUCAAUAUCCAUCUUGGGCCCUUGGGCAAGAUCCUUAACUCCUGGAACAUCUGUCAGAUGUAAGUCGCUUUGGAUAAAAGUUUCUGCUAAAUGACAUUGUGUCUUGUGUGCAGCCAGCCUCACAGUGCAAAUGCAGCAAUUCAUGUUAUUGUAAUGCUUUAUACUUUACUGGGAGCAUUUAUUUGUUUAUAUAUGUUUUCUUUUUAAUCUUGAGUAAAGGGGACCACAGCUUGACUAGGGGUCUGUGUCCACAGCCAGUGCUUUUUUCCAGUGCUGGGAAUUCUCACUACCUCAAAGGUUGAUUUUGCUUUCCUCUGGAGUAUGUGUAAGGCCAUUUUAAAGUAGCUUAAUGCUUCUUGUUUCCUUUUUCUACAAAAUGUCACUAAGAAAACAAUGUAAAGGAAUCCUAUUACAUCUCUGAUGGCCACUCUCCCAGACCAUUCAUCUGAGACGCCAUCUCUUUCAGAACAGAAAGAGUUAAGACUGUCAAAAUAAAACUGGAUUAGAAAUGUCUUUUAAUUUUAGUCCUAAU
Messenger RNA from Cheilinus undulatus (humphead wrasse), 5602 nucleotides. RefSeq names its product complexin-2-like. The record is from RefSeq and is a predicted model, not a curated record. Gene Ontology annotation, molecular function: syntaxin binding. Bases 460 to 861 code for a protein of 133 amino acids. Lineage: Eukaryota; Metazoa; Chordata; Actinopteri; Labriformes; Labridae. Gene Ontology annotation, biological process: neurotransmitter transport; regulation of neurotransmitter secretion; synaptic vesicle exocytosis. The transcript is spliced from 4 exons. Gene Ontology annotation, cellular component: SNARE complex; terminal bouton.